Molecule: messenger RNA, 4849 nt
Organism: Monodelphis domestica (gray short-tailed opossum)
Lineage: Eukaryota; Metazoa; Chordata; Mammalia; Didelphimorphia; Didelphidae
Source: RefSeq, a predicted model, not a curated record
GGUCACGGGAUGCUUUAACCCUGCCGGGUCAUGUGAACAAACAGCUGCAGGAGAAGGUCCCUCUCCUUCGGUUUUCCCCGGCUGUCAGUUUCCCUGGGCGGCUUGAGGCCGACCACGUCAGCCUCGGCAUGGCCAACGUCUCCAAGAAGGUUUCGUGGUCGGGGCGCGACCACGAAGAGGCGGAGACGACAGUGCCUCGGAGGCCGCCGCCACCGCUCACGGAGCUUCACGGGGAGAGCACGCCACUGCUCAACGGGGCCGGCCCGGCGACUGCCCAGCAGCCCUCCCAUUCAGCAUUUUUCCGCAUCGGGCACCUGAGCAAUGUAGAACUGGAUGAUGAACUCCUUGACUCGGAGAUGGAUGCACCUCAUCAUUUCCCCCAGGAGAUUCCACAUAAUGAGAAACUCUUGUCCCUGAAGUAUGAGAGUUUGGAUUAUGACAAUAGUGAAAACCAGUUGUUCCUGGAAGAAGAGAGGAGAAUAAACCACACAGCUUUCCGGACAGUAGAGAUCAAACGCUGGGUCAUCUGUGCCAUGAUUGGGAUUCUGACUGGCCUAGUUGCCUGCUUCAUUGACAUUGUAGUGGAGAACUUGGCAGGACUGAAGUACCGAGUAGUAAAAGACAAUAUCGACAAGUUUACAGAGAAGGGGGGAUUGUCUUUCUCCCUGUUACUCUGGGCAACACUGAAUUCGGCCUUUGUGAUCAUCGGCUCCGUGAUUGUUGCCUUUAUAGAGCCUGUUGCUGCUGGCAGUGGAAUUCCCCAGAUUAAAUGCUUCCUCAAUGGUGUGAAGAUUCCCCAUGUGGUUAGACUCAAGACAUUGGUGAUUAAAGUGUGCGGUGUGAUUUUAUCUGUGGUUGGAGGACUGGCUGUUGGAAAGGAAGGACCAAUGAUUCACUCUGGAGCUGUUAUAGCAGCUGGUAUUUCUCAAGGAAGAUCAACCUCAUUGAAGAAAGACUUUAAGAUCUUUGAAUAUUUCCGAAGAGACACAGAGAAGCGAGACUUUGUCUCAGCUGGUGCAGCAGCUGGUGUCUCAGCUGCUUUUGGGGCUCCUGUUGGUGGAGUCCUGUUCAGUUUGGAAGAAGGUGCUUCCUUCUGGAAUCAGUUCUUGACAUGGAGAAUUUUCUUUGCCUCCAUGAUUUCCACAUUCACCUUGAAUUUUGUUCUAAGUAUUUACCAUGGAAACAUAUGGGAUCUCUCUAGCCCCGGUCUCAUCAAUUUUGGAAGAUUUGACAAUGAGAAAAUGGUAUACACAAUCCAUGAGAUCCCCAUCUUUAUUGCCAUGGGCGUGGUGGGUGGUAUUCUUGGAGCAGUGUUCAAUGCCUUGAAUUAUUGGCUGACAAUGUUUCGAAUCAGGUACAUACACCGCCCUUGCCUCCAGGUGAUUGAAGCCAUGCUUGUGGCUGCAGUCACUGCCACAGUUGCAUUUGUAUUGAUUUAUUCAUCACGGGAUUGCCAGCCACUUCAGGGAAACUCCAUGUCUUACCCACUUCAGCUGUUCUGUGCAGAUGGAGAAUAUAAUUCAAUGGCUGCAGCCUUCUUCAACACCCCAGAGAAGAGUGUUGUCAGUCUUUUUCAUGACCCCCCAGGUUCCUACAAUCCCAUGACGCUGGGAUUGUUCACUCUGGUCUAUUUCCUGCUGGCUUGUUGGACCUAUGGGCUCACUGUGUCUGCUGGAGUCUUCAUUCCAUCCCUUCUCAUUGGUGCUGCCUGGGGAAGACUCUUUGGCAUAUCACUGUCCUACCUUACCAGUGCUGCAAUAUGGGCCGACCCUGGCAAGUAUGCACUGAUGGGAGCUGCUGCCCAGCUUGGGGGCAUUGUGAGAAUGACUCUGAGCCUGACAGUCAUCAUGAUGGAGGCUACGAGCAAUGUGACUUAUGGUUUCCCCAUCAUGUUGGUUUUGAUGACAGCUAAAAUUGUUGGAGACUUCUUUAUUGAGGGCCUUUAUGAUAUGCACAUCCAGCUGCAGAGUGUCCCCUUCCUCCACUGGGAAGCUCCAGUUACUUCACACUCACUCACUGCCAGAGAAGUGAUGAGUACACCAGUUACCUGUCUACGGAGAAAAGAGAAAGUUGGAGUUAUAGUGGAUGUCCUCAGUGACACAUCCUCAAAUCAUAAUGGCUUCCCAGUGGUGGAGUACUCUGAUGAUGCCCAGCCAGCAAGAUUACAGGGCUUGAUCCUGCGCUCUCAGUUGAUUGUUCUCUUGAAGCAUAAGGUGUUCGUGGAGAGAGCCAGUCUAAACCUGGUCCAAAGGAGACUGAAACUGAAGGACUUUCGAGAUGCCUAUCCCCGAUUCCCACCCAUCCAGUCAAUUCAUGUGUCUCAGGAUGAACGGGAAUGCAUGAUGGACCUCACCGAGUUCAUGAACCCUUCCCCAUACACAGUGCCUCAGGAGGCAUCACUUCCAAGAGUAUUCAAGCUGUUCCGAGCUCUGGGACUCAGACAUUUGGUGGUAGUAGAUAAUCAUAAUCAGGUGGUUGGGAUGGUGACAAGAAAAGACCUUGCACGAUACAGAUUAGGAAAAGGAGGGUUGGAAGAACUUUCCUUGGCUCAGACGUGAGGGGCUUGGCAUCACACCUCUCCGCAGGGCAAGUGUUAGUGACCACUGGAAACCCUCUGCCUCCUCAUGUUCUUUAGCACUCUCAUCUGAGACCUUGUUUCUCUGGAGGCCGUGGAAGUGAAAAGUCCUCCCUGACUUCUAAGCUGCCUCCUCAAGUGCAAACCUGGCUGCUCUAGGUUCUGGUUCAGUAUUUUAAUUUGACAUACAUUGUGGGAAGAUUGGUUUACAUUUUAACAUUUUUCUCUUUGGUUUAUUGCCAUUGGAUCCCAUUUUUAUUCUUUCCUUUUAUGUUUCUUUGCCUGAAAGGAUCAAAUACAUUUAACUUUCCUUUCUAGUGAUGCUCCUUUUCUGAGAGCAGAUGGGUGAGGGAGCUUGUGUCUGUGCAUACCCAUGUAGAGAGGAUGUGGGGAGCCAGCCCUGCUGCACCAAGGAGGAGUCACAGAGUCUGUUACACCUGCUGUUACACUCCCACUGACCCUGUUGUGGCCAGUGGCUAAACCUGGCUUGUUUGUUUUGCACAGUUCAACACACUGCCCAGGAAUCUCUCUGGGGAUUUCCUAAAAGAAUCCUGAGGCUGCGGUAGAUGCUUCACGUUCUUCUCUUCUCCCCUGUACAUGCCCCACAACCAGCCUGUGCCUCCCCCAUCUCAGAACAGCAUGACAAGGCCUGCUGCAGUGGUGCCCGGUUGUCCUGUCUCCAGAGCUGUGGUUGGGUUUGGAUUGGGUCAGGGGAAGUGGAAAAGUGACCUUAAGAGAAGCAGGGCCACACAAAGUGACAAGUUUUUCCUGGAGCUGAACUUAUGAAAAACCUCACCUGCUCUCCAGAGGACAGCUCAAGGUGUUACGACCGUCAGUAAAAUCCCCUCCCUUCUGGCUCCUAGUGGGCCCAAGGGGACCUUGAAUCUGUUCUCUCCCUCUUCUAAGGGCCGCCUUGAGAGCCCAACAAGUCUAGUUGGACCAGGGGAACAUUGGAGAUAGAGCCCGUCCUUCCUAAGGUGGCUUCUGACUGUUAGCAGCCUGAGCUUCCUGAGCGACACAAGACGGAUAGUCAUCUGCUGUCACCACCAACAUCUGCUGCUCCACAGCUGCCGUGUUGUUCCUCUGGUCUGAGGCCUGUUGUCCUUGUACCAUCUGACUCCUCUGGUCAGUGAGCACCAGAAUCAAAGAAUCAUUGCUGUGGAGUCAUGGGGUCUGGAAGCUCCUUCUCAUUGCUGGUCACGGCGUCUCCUGUCAUCCCAUGUCAUUGGUUGUGGCAUCGCUCCCCCCUCCCUGAACCUCACUCCCCCACCUUCCCAGCUGUAGAAGUUUGAGUCUUCAAAAGAUUGGCCCUCAGCCAGAAACCUCCGUUUUAAGCACAGUUUCUUAGGGUUUGAUACACUGGAUUUGUGUCAGUGAAAGGUAGUUGUAUAAUGAAGCCUUCGAGUAUUAGCACGUGAUUCCUCUUAAUGUGCUUAUGCUUAUUUCCCCCAUCUAUUAGAGCAGGGUACAAAUGCAAAGCAUAAUUUCUUCUGCCUGUGCUUGCUGGGAGAUAUACUGAGCUUUUAAUAGCCCUCACUGGGUAACCUUUGUUGGCUUCCCUUGGAUCCCCUUAGUCACUAUGCAUGCUGGGCCCUUGAUGGCACUGUAGGAUGUGUGACUGGUGGCUCAUCGUCAGGCAUGUUUUUUAAUAACUUCUAGGGACCCCUGGGGGCUUCUGAAAAGUAUCUGGUUAGUAAUUCCUUCAUUAAUAGAUAAACACCAGUUUUGCCCAUGGCAUCUUGGGUAGUGUGCUGAUUCUGUAGCACCAGGUGCUUUUUGUCUGCCCUCCAACCACUGUCUGAUGGCCUUGUGCAUAUUCUUGCUGCCUUGGUCCAGGCCCGGCUGGCAGCCUCCCUCUGGUCCUCCCCACUGCCACAGGCUCCCAGGCCGACUCUUUCCCAUAUUCACUCUCCCGUGUGUUGCUGUUUUUCUGUACUCUGGGAGAGAGACCUGCUUUGAUGAAGUUUGGUUUGGGGGAUUCCUUUUAUAAAUGUUUUACAUGUGCCCAUGGCCCUACUCCUGUUUGUUGUGGGAAGCAGCACACUUUGGUGUGUGAUUUUUAUAGUUUGGGCAGAUGUGGCAGCUUGAUUUUAUCUCUAUUGAAAGUAGCAGUGGCUUUAAUGAGUCAAGAGUAGGGGGCCUUCCCUGAAAAGCAGAUCAUUGUAAACCUUGAAACUCUCACCCAGAUCAUGUGCCAAGAAGAAAAUGGGAAACCUGGAGGUGGGCAGGGGUCAGAAUAUGUGUAAACCUAAGAAAUAAAGGGAUUGAAGUCGA